CCCCCGCGAGGUCCUACUACCCGGCGCCGACUCAGAGGGGGGAAAUAAAGACCACCUUCUGCCAGGAGGCGGGCAGGAGCCCCGGUUCCCCCCCAGCCGCUCUGGGUGGUGGUGCCGGUGCCCACGCCGACGCGUCCCCACCCUCUUCCGGCCCUCGGCUACCGGGGCCGCGCUCUCUUCGCUCGGUGGAUGCUGCGCCUCUCCGAGCGGAACAUGAAGGUGCUCUUCGCCGCCGCCCUCAUAGUGGGCUGCGUCUUCUUCCUGCUGUUGCCAGGUCCCUCGACGGCCGACGAGAAGAAGAAGGGGCCCAAAGUCACCGUCAAGGUGUACUUUGACCUGCGAAUUGGAGAUGAAGAUAUAGGCCGGGUGGUCAUCGGUCUCUUUGGAAAGACUGUUCCAAAAACAGUGGAUAAUUUUGUGGCCUUAGCCACGGGAGAGAAAGGAUUUGGCUACAAAGACAGCAAAUUCCAUCGUGUGAUCAAGGACUUCAUGAUCCAGGGUGGAGACUUUACCCGGGGAGAUGGCACUGGAGGAAAGAGCAUCUAUGGUGAACGCUUCCCCGAUGAGAACUUCAAGCUGAAACACUACGGGCCUGGCUGGGUGAGCAUGGCCAAUGCAGGCAAAGACACCAAUGGCUCCCAGUUCUUUAUCACGACCGUUAAGACGGCCUGGCUAGAUGGCAAGCACGUGGUGUUUGGCAAAGUUCUGGAAGGCAUGGAGGUAGUACGGAAGGUGGAGAGCACCAAGACUGACAGUCGGGACAAGCCCCUGAAGGAUGUGACGAUCGCAGACUGUGGCAAGAUCGAGGUGGAGAAGCCCUUUGCCAUCGCCAAGGAGUAGGGCCCCAGGGACCUCUUCCUCUGAGCCACCAUCUGUGCGGCCCUGUUGCCUUCCCGCGGGUGAAGACCGCCCGCCGCAGGGCUCCAUGCUGCACUGGCCCAAGUGCUGGCAUCUGACGGAGCGGACCCCUCCCCUCACAUUCCACAGGCCUACCUACCAGCCUGGUUUUGUAACAAAGUCCUACCAAUGCUGACGAAUUAAAAAAAAAAAAAAGGUGGGUUUUUUUAUAA
Callorhinus ursinus (northern fur seal) is the source of this 1070-nucleotide messenger RNA. It is a transcript of the gene PPIB, whose product is annotated as peptidylprolyl isomerase B. The record is from RefSeq and is a predicted model, not a curated record. Gene Ontology annotation, cellular component: cytoplasm; intracellular membrane-bounded organelle. Gene Ontology annotation, molecular function: cyclosporin A binding; peptidyl-prolyl cis-trans isomerase activity. NCBI's taxonomy places the organism in Eukaryota, Metazoa, Chordata, Mammalia, Carnivora, Otariidae. Gene Ontology annotation, biological process: protein folding; protein peptidyl-prolyl isomerization.